Ipomoea nil (Japanese morning glory) is the source of this 1543-nucleotide messenger RNA. RefSeq names its product mitochondrial thiamine pyrophosphate carrier-like. The record is from RefSeq and is a predicted model, not a curated record. Gene Ontology annotation, molecular function: thiamine transmembrane transporter activity. The transcript has 8 exons. Gene Ontology annotation, biological process: thiamine pyrophosphate transmembrane transport. Lineage: Eukaryota; Viridiplantae; Streptophyta; Magnoliopsida; Solanales; Convolvulaceae. Bases 334 to 1323 code for a protein of 329 amino acids. Gene Ontology annotation, cellular component: mitochondrial inner membrane.
ACCGGCUGGUCAAAUUAUAACGGCCCCUUUAAUUAAUACUAAAUUACCCCAAAACCCACCAAUAAUAUCUUUUUCUCUUUCAACUUUCCCAAUCCACUGUCCAACUCUUCCAGUCCUCCCUCUUAUUAUUACCUCCGGCCGCCGCCUUUGAGCGGCGAACCCGUCUCCCCCGCCGUCGAGAACCCUAGCCACGCAAGCUCAUCAAACACACGCGCGCGCGCGCGCGCGCGUGCAAAACCGUAUGCUAUAUUGAAAAUCUGGAAUUCUUAAUGGCGGCUUGCGUCUUUCUCUCCCAAUUGUCCUCUCUCAGGUAGUAGCAGUGUAAUAGGGGAGAUGGAAGAGCCAGGGGAGCUGAAAAGGGCAUUCAUUCAUGCCACGGCCGGGGCAAUCUCUGGUGGUAUAUCAAGGACUGUGACCUCGCCGCUCGAUGUAAUUAAGAUUAGAUUUCAGGUUCAAUUGGAACCUACUGUUCAGUGGGCCCUGCUUCGGAAGGAUUUAUAUCAAUCAUCUAAGUACACUGGGAUGGUGCAAGCAGCCAAAGACAUCUUCAGAGAGGAAGGCUUGCCGGGUUUUUGGCGUGGUAAUGUUCCAGCCCUACUUAUGGUCAUGCCAUAUACUGCCAUACAGUUCACAGUGUUGCACAAAUUCAAAACCUUUGCUUCUGGAUCUUCAAAAUCAGAUGACCACAUUAAUUUGAGUCCAUAUCUUUCAUACAUCAGUGGGGCAUUAGCAGGCUGUGCAGCUACUGUUGGAUCAUAUCCAUUUGACUUACUAAGAACCAUUUUAGCUUCACAAGGGGAGCCAAAGAUUUACCCAAACAUGAGGGCUGCAUUUGUUGAUAUACUUAAAACUCGCGGUAUUCGAGGUCUGUAUUCUGGAUUGAGUCCUACUCUAGUAGAGAUUGUUCCUUACGCUGGUCUACAGUUUGGAACAUAUGAUACGUUCAAGCGCUGGGCAAUGGCUUGGAACCAUCGCAGGUCACCAAAUACAAGCUACAGCGAUGAUGGUCUUUCAAGCUUCCAGCUCUUUAUUUGUGGGUUAGCAUCUGGGACAUGUGCAAAAGCUGUUUGUCAUCCUCUUGAUGUAGUGAAGAAGAGGUUUCAGAUUGGAGGACUACAGAGGCAUGCAAGAUAUGGAGCUCGAGUUGAGCAUCACGCAUACAGAAACAUGUACGAUGCUCUUCGUCGCAUUCUAAUCCAGGAGGGAUGGGCUGGGCUUUACAAAGGCAUAGUUCCAUCAAUUGUUAAAGCUGCACCAGCGGGUGCCGUGACAUUUGUUGCCUAUGAAUUUACAUCAGAUUGGUUAGAAACGAUUUUGACAUGAGUUCAACUUGUUUAAUUUUUUCACAUUCCCCCCAUUUGCCAUCUGCAGAAAGGCAGGGGGAUCAGUUUAUAUUUUGAUAUGAAUUUUGUCAUUCUUUCUGGUUUCUGUAUCCUUGAUGGCCUGCCCCCAAUGAAGAAUAGGAGGGGGGGAUUGCUUGUCGAUUGGACCAAAAUUUAUAGUUGUAGGAAGAUAAUACAGAAUCAGCUUUCUAGGCUGUAUA